Labrus mixtus (cuckoo wrasse) is the source of this 1985-nucleotide messenger RNA. Its product is annotated as sodium-dependent neutral amino acid transporter B(0)AT1-like. NCBI's taxonomy places the organism in Eukaryota, Metazoa, Chordata, Actinopteri, Labriformes, Labridae. Gene Ontology annotation, biological process: sodium ion transmembrane transport. Bases 23 to 1885 code for a protein of 620 amino acids. The transcript has 12 exons. The record is from RefSeq and is a predicted model, not a curated record. Gene Ontology annotation, cellular component: membrane.
UCAACUUACAAAAACAAUCACCAUGAGGCUGGUUCUUCCCAACCGGGACCUUGAAGAGAGGAUCCCCUCUCAUGAGGACCUCGAGAGGAUGGAGAAAGAGACGGCUGUAGACAGGCCCAAGUGGGACAACAAAACCCAGUAUCUGCUCACCUGUGUGGGCUUCUGUGUAGGACUUGGUAACGUCUGGAGGUUCCCUUACCUGUGUCAGAGCCAUGGAGGAGGCGCCUUUAUCAUCCCAUUUAUCAUCCUGCUCGUCCUGGAGGGUGUUCCACUGUUGCACUUGGAGUUUGCCAUCGGCCAACGUCUUAGAAAGGGCAGUGUGGGGGCCUGGGCUGCAAUUCACCCUUACUUGACUGGAGUUGGUAUUGCAUCCAUGACAGUGUCAUUCUUGGUCGGGAUGUACUACAACACCAUCAUCGCGUGGGUGAUGUGGUACUUCUUCAACUCUUUCCAGGACCCCCUGCCAUGGAGCCGGUGUCCUCUCAAUGAAAACCUCACAGGUCUCGUGUCAGAAUGUGAACGCAGCACUCCAGUGGACUACUUCUGGUACAGAAAGACACUGAACACCUCAGGGGCUAUAGAUGAGAGCGGAGGUCUGCAGUGGUGGAUUGUGAUCAGUUUGGUUACUGCUUGGAGUGUGCUCUACAUCUGCUGCAUCAGAGGGAUUGAGACCACAGGAAAGGCUGUGUACAUCACCUCCACUCUGCCUUACGUGGUCCUUACAAUCUUCCUCAUCAGAGGACUGACUCUAAAAGGAUCUGUAGAUGGAAUCAAGUUCCUCUUCACACCAGAUCUGGAUGAGUUGGUGAACCCAUCAACAUGGUUAGAUGCAGGAGCUCAAGUAUUCUACUCAUUCUCGCUGGCCUUCGGAGGUCUCAUCUCUUUCUCCAGCUAUAACCCUAUUCAUAACAAUUGUGAGCAAGAUGCUGUCAUCAUAGCCCUGGUCAAUGGCUUUACUUCUAUCUAUGCUGCCACUGUUAUAUACUCCAUCAUUGGCUUCCGUGCAACAGAGCAGUUUGAUGCCUGCAUCAACGGAAACAUCAUGAUGCUGCUGAACGGAUUUGAUCUAGCUGAGGGGACCAUCACAGAUACCAACUAUGAUGAAAUGCUGCAAAACCUCAACAGCACAGUCUCAGGGUCAGAGGUCAUUGAAAGGCUGUCCCUAAGUGACUGCGAGCUGAGGACUUUUCUCAGUGAAGGAGUAGAGGGAACAGGUCUGGCCUUUAUUGUGUUCACAGAGGCCAUCACGAAGAUGCCUUUUUCUCCUCUCUGGUCCGUUCUCUUUUUCAUCAUGCUCUUCUGCCUCGGGCUCUCCACCAUGUUUGGAUCUAUAGAGGGAGUCGUGGUUCCUUUGCAGGACCUGGAGAUCUUUCCUAAGAAGUUUCCUAAAGAAGCAUUGACAGGAAUUGUAUGCUUUGUAUCCUUCUUGAUCGCCCUCAUAUUCGCUCUGCAGUCUGGUAACUACUGGUUAGCACUCUUUGACAGCUACGCAGGCUCCAUCCCUCUGCUCAUUAUUGCUUUCUGUGAGAUGACGGGUGUGGUCUACCUGUAUGGAAUAGACAGGUUUAACAGAGAUAUUGAGUUCAUGAUUGGACACAAACCCAACAUCUUCUGGCAGGCCACAUGGAGAGUGAUCAGCCCUUUGAUUGUCUUGGUCAUCUUUGUGUUUUACUUAGUCACCCAAGUCAACGCAAAACUCACAUACAUCACUUGGAAUCCAAGCUCGGUGAACUUUCCAGUGUUGGAGAUUUUGUCCUAUCCCAGCUGGGUCUACGUUAUUAUCUUCAUCCUGGCGGGAAUUCCCAGUCUUUUGAUCCCGGGGGUUGCUUUGUAUAAAUUAUUCCAAAGAUACUGCUGCAAAAAAACAUCUUUGAACAUGGAAUAAACUUUAUCUGCAACAAAGUACUAAAAUGGAAACUGCAUUUCGUCGGAGGAUGCUGCAUGAUGGGUUUUGAAUCACAAUUUUCUAUUUUUAAAAAAAAGCA